Molecule: messenger RNA, 2780 nt
Organism: Cyprinodon tularosa
Lineage: Eukaryota; Metazoa; Chordata; Actinopteri; Cyprinodontiformes; Cyprinodontidae
Gene: nmt1a
Product: N-myristoyltransferase 1a
Exons: 12
Coding region: 55-1506 (483 amino acids)
Biological process (GO): N-terminal peptidyl-glycine N-myristoylation
Cellular component (GO): cytoplasm
Molecular function (GO): glycylpeptide N-tetradecanoyltransferase activity
Source: RefSeq, a predicted model, not a curated record
AGCUUGUUUAAAGGCGUCCAGCGCACGCCGCGGAUCCUCACUUCCUGGUCAAAGAUGGCGGAUGAGAAUGAGACAGCACCGAUCCCGGAGAAAGAAGAUGUAGAGGACCACGGACACUGUAGCGACUGUGAAAAUGAAGAGCACCAUUUGGACGACGGUGACCGGGCUGAUGACACUGGCGCCAAGAAGAAGAAAAAGAAACAAAAAAAGAAGAAAAAAUCUGGUGCCACAGAGGCAGCUCAGGAUCCUCUUGCUAAGGUAAAUUCACUGCCAGCUGAUAAGCUACAGGAGAUCCAGAAGGCCAUUGAACUGUUUUCUGUCGGCCAAGGUCCGGCCAAAACCAUGGAGGAGGCCAGUCGGAGGAGUUAUCAGUUUUGGGACACACAACCUGUGCCCAAACUUGGAGAGACUGUUACGUCGCAUGGAUCCAUCGAACCUGAUAAAGACCACAUCAGAGAAGAGCCAUACAGCCUCCCUCAGGGCUUCAGCUGGGACACCCUUGACCUGGGGAACCCUGCUGUGCUUAAGGAGCUCUACACUCUCCUGAAUGAGAACUAUGUAGAAGACGAUGACAACAUGUUUAGAUUUGACUACUCUCCUGAGUUCUUGCUCUGGGCUCUGCGACCUCCAGGUUGGCUGCCUCAGUGGCAUUGUGGGGUUCGAGUGAACUCCAAUCAGAAGCUGGUCGGGUUUAUCAGCGCCAUUCCAGCCACCAUUCGCAUCUAUGACGUAGAAAAGAAGAUGGUAGAGAUCAAUUUCUUGUGCGUCCACAAGAAGCUGCGAGCCAAACGGGUCGCUCCAGUUCUGAUCCGAGAGAUCACCAGACGGGUCAACCUUCAGGGCAUCUUCCAGGCGGUUUACACUGCCGGGGUGGUACUGCCCAAGCCUGUGGGAACGUGCAGGUACUGGCAUCGCUCUCUGAACCCACGGAAACUAAUUGAAGUGAAGUUCUCCCAUCUGAGCAGGAACAUGACUAUGCAGCGCACCAUGAAGUUGUACCGUUUGCCUGAGUCACCAAAGACUUCUGGUCUGCGACCAAUGACCAAGAAGGAUGUGCCAGUGGUGCAUCGCCUCCUCCGAGAGUACCUUAGCCAGUUCAGCCUGGUUCCUGCCAUGAACGAAGAGGAGGUGGAACACUGGUUGCUCCCACAGGAGAACAUUAUUGACACAUAUGUGGUAGAGAACAAUUGCAAAGUGACAGAUUUCCUGAGUUUCUACACACUGCCUUCCACCAUAAUGAAUCACCCAGUACAUCGCAGUCUUAAAGCAGCGUACUCCUUCUACAAUGUCCACACCACCACCCCACUGCUGGACCUGAUGUCUGACGCCCUCAUUCUGGCCAAAUCGAAAGGCUUCGAUGUCUUUAAUGCACUGGAUCUAAUGGAAAACAAGACUUUUUUAGAGAAGCUGAAGUUCGGCAUUGGAGAUGGGAAUCUACAGUAUUAUCUGUACAAUUGGAAGUGUCCCAGCAUGGGGGCAGAAAAGGUUGGUUUGGUUCUGCAGUGACAUCCGUUUGCACCACAAGAGCGUGUCAACAACGGGACUGAAGACCGCACCAUGGACUGAUGACAUCUUGCUUUCGGGAAAAAAUGAAAUCCACCACCCAUUUUUAGUUUCUGACCUUUUGAACUUUGACCUGCACAACUGCUGCCAGGUGUACAGGGGCUGGGAGAGCCUUCAGGUCCCCCCCACCCCUCGCUCGACCAUAUGGACAAUAAGCCAUUGUAGUUUUCAUUGCAAACAACUAUAUUUCCUCUGAAAGCUGUCUGAAAUAGCACCACAGCACACACCAACACAACUGAAUUCACUCACUCCUGGCCAUCUGUUUUCAAAGCUUCAACAUGUAUAUAAUAAGACUGACAUGACUGCGGUUAAUACCCUAUUACACAUGCAGAGUAGAAUCUUUUUGAUUUUAUCCUUAAAUAUUGGAAGUGCUAAAAUAAAAUGCAAAUCUAAGUUUUAAAAUAGAAAAAAAAAAAAUCAAAAUGGGUGAAGGGUUUUAAAGAGGAAGCUGAAAAAGAUUAUAUGAAAACCAAAAACAGACUUAAGAUAAGGGCUUCUAGCUAGUUUUUUUUUUUUUCUUUUCAUGCUUGACCCUUUCUUUUUAGCUCUGUUCCAUUAAGGUUGCUCUACAAAUUAAACAGAGUUGGUGUUCAUCUUUUUUCAAGCUCCCCUCAUUUGUCAGAUUUUUUGUGACCAUCCUUUUGGGAUUAUUUAACCAAGGAAACAUGGAAAUGCAGACCGAUCAUGCAUCUGGUUAGCAGGAGGAAGGGGCGGAGGGGUGCAACUCCACACACAUUUAUCAGUAGGGAUGACAUAUUUUAAUUUAAAUGUGCACCCGGUUGAAUAAUGUUACCCCUCGGUUUCCCACAGCAUCCUGUGAAUAUGUUUUCUAAAAAUUAAUGGCUUUUUAGGGCAAGAUCAGGAUAUUUAAUCCUCUUAUUCAGCCCAGGAUCCAGGUAACUGUCGUGGAAAGUUGAAAAGUAUUGUCUAAAGAAUUAUUGAAAUGUAAACCAACAUGGAGCUGUCAGAAAGUUUCCAGAAAUGUGCCUGCGUUCCAGUCUGCACUGAUAUUCAUGCCAGUUAACUUCAUGCGAACGACCAGGACAAGACCACACACUAACAUUACCCCCACAGCAUGAAAUAUUUCAACAUAUCCUACAUAUUGACUACUUGGCUGCUGUCAAAUUGGGUGAGGUUUUAUGUGAAUGAUGGAGUCACAAUUUGUAGAGGUGCUGGGUGGAUGACGUUGCCUCUAAUAAAGUGUUUCUUAUGUAAAA